GGCGGAAAGCUCCUACUCCGCAGACAACGAGCUCGAUUCUUGAUAUCUACUUGUCCUCCUGCCUAGUCAAGUUGAGCAUCUCUUAGUGCUCGAGUGCAGGCCUCUCCAAGUUGUAGCCAUGCAGGCAUUCAAGACCUGCGCCUCCUCGGCGCUGCGCCAGGCAUCUCGACCGACCAGAUCCUACGCUACAGUCUCGGCUGCGGCUGCAUAUCAAGAAACCAUCCCUAACCUCAGGAUCAACUCAGAUACGAAAGUGCUUUUCCAAGGUUUCACCGGCAAGCAGGGAACUUUCCACGCCCGACAAGCGAUCGAGUAUGGCACAAAGGUCGUGGGCGGCACAAAUCCCAAAAAGGCCGGCUCUACACACCUCGAUCUCCCAGUAUUCAAGAACGUGAGUGAAGGAGUGAAGCAGACUGGCGCCAAUGCAAGUGUCAUCUUUGUCCCUCCACCUUUGGCUGCUGCCGGUAUUCUGGAGGCUGUCGAGGCCGAGAUUCCCCUGGUCGUCUGCAUCACCGAAGGUAUUCCACAGCACGACAUGGUUAAAGUGACCAACAUUCUCAAGACCCAAAACAAGACCCGUCUCGUUGGUCCAAACUGUCCUGGUGUCAUUGCUCCUGGCCAAUGCAAGAUCGGUAUCAUGCCUGGAUUCAUCCACAAGCGAGGAAGAGUGGGGAUCGUUUCGCGAUCAGGAACUUUGACAUAUGAAGCUGUCAACCAAACCACACAAGCGGGACUCGGACAAUCUUUGGUCGUUGGUAUUGGAGGUGAUCCAUUCAGCGGCACCAAUUUCAUCGACUGCCUAAAGGUCUUCAUGGAGGAUGACGAGACGGAAGGAAUUAUCAUGAUUGGUGAAAUUGGAGGCAGCGCCGAAGAAGAUGCGGCCGAGUUUUUGAAGAGCGAGAACAAGAAGAACAAGCCUGCGGUCAGCUUCAUCGCUGGUAUCAGUGCACCUCCUGGACGAAGAAUGGGUCACGCCGGUGCCAUCAUCAGUGGUGGCAAGGGUGGUGCCGACUCCAAGAUUGCCGCUCUCGAAGCAGCCGGUGUCGUUGUCGAGCGAAGCCCGGCCUCGUUGGGCAAAGCUCUUCACGAACAAUUUGUCGCGCGGGAUCUCAUUUAAAGCAGGCCACGAGUGUCAUACCUUUUCAACAAUCUUCCAGUAAGGGGGGCGGCGGGAUAAGGUCGCAUUCACGGAGAUGUUCUUGUAGUUUUGGUACCCGUAAUCGGGAAGCUUGAUAACACUGUACAAUUGCUGCAAUUGCUAGCCGGUAUCUCAGUCCACAAUCCCAAGGUAGGAAUCUGCCACCUUCCA
Messenger RNA from Exophiala oligosperma, 1309 nucleotides. RefSeq lists its product as uncharacterized. Bases 119 to 1117 code for a protein of 332 amino acids. The transcript has 6 exons. Gene Ontology annotation, cellular component: mitochondrion; succinate-CoA ligase complex (ADP-forming). Lineage: Eukaryota; Fungi; Ascomycota; Eurotiomycetes; Chaetothyriales; Herpotrichiellaceae. The record is from RefSeq and is a predicted model, not a curated record. Gene Ontology annotation, molecular function: succinate-CoA ligase (GDP-forming) activity; succinate-CoA ligase (ADP-forming) activity. Gene Ontology annotation, biological process: tricarboxylic acid cycle.